Molecule: messenger RNA, 3187 nt
Organism: Xiphophorus couchianus (Monterrey platyfish)
Lineage: Eukaryota; Metazoa; Chordata; Actinopteri; Cyprinodontiformes; Poeciliidae
Gene: ephx1
Product: epoxide hydrolase 1, microsomal (xenobiotic)
Exons: 9
Coding region: 333-1712 (459 amino acids)
Biological process (GO): epoxide metabolic process
Molecular function (GO): epoxide hydrolase activity
Source: RefSeq, a predicted model, not a curated record
GUCUGCCUUUAAUAUUCAUCGACUAGCUAAUUGUAAGCAGGGGGAAAUAUGUUGUUUUGUUGUAGGAAGGAGUGUGACUAAACUUUUAGACCUUUUUAAUGAAGGGCAGUCUGUUCGAGAAAAUAGCCGUGGAUAUCCUGCAUUCAGGUCCAGACGGGUCACUGAACUGCGUCACAACGACAUUCCCAGGGACUGAGGAGGCUUUUCUCUCAACCUUCGCCCCUGUUCCGCUGGUUAACUGCAGAACUUGAACGUCUUCAUAGAAACAGGAAUGAUUGGGUCCAUGUUGGUGCAGAGAAGCUUCGUCAUGCAGCUCUCAGGUUAGAAGUAUAAUGUUCACAGCACUGCUGGUUGCCCUGGUGAUCGGAGGAUUGAUUAUCUUCCUGGUUCAGAGGCGCAAGAACCAGGUUCUGAAGACCGAGGAUGGCUGGUGGGGGGCUGGAGCGCCCCCUGAGGGUGAGGAAGACCUCACCAUCCGGUCUUUUAAAGUAACCACCACUGAUGAGGAGCUGGAGGACCUGUACAGGAGGAUGGACCAGACCCGUCCUGUUCCCUCGCUGGAGGACAGCCAGUUUCAUUACGGCUUCAACUCCCACUACCUUCAGAAGGUGGUCUCUUAUUGGAGAAAGGACUUUGACUGGAGGAGACAAGUGGACAAACUGAACCAGUACCCACAUUUUAAAACCAAUAUUGAAGGCAUUGACGUUCAUUACGUGCACGUAAAGCCCAAGACGGUGCCUGAGGGGACAAAAGCCAUUCCCCUCAUAAUGGUCCAUGGCUGGCCCGGCUCAUUCUACGAGUUCUAUGGGCUCAUCCCCAUGUUAACAGAGCCUUCGGAUCCCGGUCAGCUUGUGUUUGAGGUGGUGUGUCCGUCCAUUCCAGGCUACGGCUUUUCUGAAGCACCACGGAAGAAAGGUUUUGAUUCCGUUUGUGCUGCACGCAUCUUCCACAAGCUGAUGAAGCGUCUUGGUUUCCAGCAGUUCUAUGCUCAUGGAGGAGACUGGGGCUGGCUGGUCACCACUAACAUGGCUCAGCUGGCGCCCAAAACUGUUAAAGGUCUGCACGUGAACUUUGCUCCGCCCUCCAAGCCGGGGCUGCUCGUGACUUUGUCCAUCGUGCUCGGCCGCCGCUUCCCUAAGCUGUUCGGAUUCACUGAAACAGACGUAGAGCGACUCUACCCCUGCAUGGAGAAGCUGGUGUUGGAAUCCAUGAAAGAGUCCGGCUACAUGCACAUCCAGGCGACCAAACCCGAUACAGCUGGUCGCGGGCUGAAUGACUCUCCUGUCGGUCUGGCUGCCUACAUCCUGGAGAAGUUUUCCACUUGGACAGAUCAUGACUUCAGGAACCUGGAAGACGGAGGACUCACCAGGAAGUUCUCUCUGGAUGACCUGCUCACCAACGUUAUGAUCUACUGGACUUCAGGCUGCAUCGUUUCUUCAAUGAGGUUCUAUAAGGAAAACUUUGGCAAAGGUCUGGACGCGCCCCAUGCUAAGAUACCGGUCUUUGUUCCCACGGGCUUCGCCUGCUUCCCCAACGAGCUGAUGCAUACGCCUAAGCUUUGGGUCAAACAGAAAUACCACAACCUCGUCAGCUUUUCUCCCAUGCAGCGCGGCGGCCAUUUUGCUGCCAUGGAGGAGCCCCGGCUGAUGGCGGAGGACAUCCAGCAGUUCACAAGAUCAGUGGAGGAGAUGAUGAAGAAGAAGAAGGAGUAGAAGAUUGAUGGAUAAGAUGCCAAAUGUUUUCUCCUGCUUUUAGCCAAGAGAGGAGGUGAUUUUUUUUCCCCCCUUAGUGGAAUCAGAACAUUUUAGUGGAUUAUAAUAACACAUAUUUGGGGCAUGUAAUAUUCAAAUACCCACACACAUCACACACCUAGCUGUCAGAUGAAAGCAACUAAAUAACUAGAGGCAACAUAUUACAUUUAAUUGUUGCAUAAAGCAUGUAUUUCAGAAAAUUUGUUUACAUAAAUCAUUAUUGCUAAACCUUUCCCGUUCUCCUUCAAACACGGAGUAGUAAAACUGACUGGUUUUAGAGAUGGUUUGUGUUGGUAGUCCAGCUGUUUUAUGGAUAUCUAGGCACUACAGCAGGCUGUAGUGCCUAGAAAAGAGUAGAGUGAGCAGCUGCAGAUGGGAUGUCAGGGGGCAGCCAGUGUUAUUGUGUUGACAGCAUAGACAAGGUGCCAAGCAUUCCUCUGACUGAUAGCAGAAGUCCUCCACACUCAGGCCACAGCCGUGAUAACACUUGCUGACCAGUCAGGUUUAAUAUUCAGCCGUUUAGAUGCAUUUCAAUUUUCCUGGAGUCAAUUAGAAAAUAGGAGUGGCUCUAACUUUACUUUUACUUUUUAUUAUUUGACCAGGAAUUAGUGACCUAAGUAAUUAAUUCAAGGGGCCGUAUUAUGCAAAAUGUACUUUUUUUUAGCUUUAUAUCAUGUUAUAGUGUUAUUCCCUUAUCAAACCAUAUUUGGAGUGUUGCUUAGAUUCUUUCUUGCAUGUUUCAGAAAUAGUUUAGUCUCCAUGGCAACCAUUCAGCUGUGCAAAACGCCAGGUUGGCCCUAGCUCCGCCUUCGAGAUGCAACUCCUCCUCAGAGCUGCAGUUUCCACGUUUCCAUCUCACAGAGCAGCCACAAGUUCCCCACUCAGCUCCUUCAGACCAGCCAGCAGCAAUUAGCAAACACCUGUUGAAACUCAUCUCAGUGAAACGUUGGUCAAAAUGUUGGUAAAGGGUUAAUAGAGGAGUGUUGUUGUGAUGACUUCCUGAAGGCGGAGUUUCAGAAACAGCAGGAGUUUUUAAAGAGACAAAGGCCCAAUUUCAAGGCAUGAAAUAAUAAAGUCAAUUUUCUUAAGUCAUAUUUGAUAUAUGUAGCAUUUUCAUAACAACUGAAAGUAACAGUUUCAUUUUAUAUCACAAUCAAGUGACUGUGUCUGGAAAAUUCAUAAUACUGAAUCUUUAAUGAGUCAAACAAAAGUAGAUAGAUCUUAUCAAUCCACUAACGAUUAAAUGAUAAGCGACCACUUUCUUAAAAACCUGAGUUUUUGAUUGUACCAAGAGGACCAACCAUCUUUACAUAACAAGAAGGGCUAAACCUUUCAUAAUAUGCUGAAUAAAAAAUAAAUAAACAAUUUAAUUUUAACAUUAUUUGGCAUAAAAUGUAUUAAAUGCUGACUGAGUAGACAGUUUUUUGUUACUGUUC